Cucurbita pepo subsp. pepo (vegetable marrow) is the source of this 938-nucleotide messenger RNA. The record is from RefSeq and is a predicted model, not a curated record. Lineage: Eukaryota; Viridiplantae; Streptophyta; Magnoliopsida; Cucurbitales; Cucurbitaceae.
UUUGACAGCACAACUGAUGUUCCUCCCAAGUCAAGCCAGGACUUGGAAAGUGCUGAUUAUUCUUCAUUGAAGCCAAAAGCUGGGACUGCAGAUUUUCUUGUUCAACUUGAGAAUAGAAGAUCCAUUAAGGUGUUUGGUAAGAGCACAGUCAUUGGAUUGUUCAUAACUUUCUUUGCUGGUGUUUGCUUUUCUCUCUUCUCACCGGCAUUCAAUUUGGCAACAAACGAUCAAUGGCACACUCUAAAGGACGGCGUUCCGCACUUGGCGGUCUACACUGCGUUCUUCUACUUCUCGGUCUCUUGUUUCGUCAUAGCCAUCGUUCUCAACGUCGUCUUCCUUUACCACCCUGUACUUAACUCGCCAAAAACAACAUUCAAGGCAUAUGUGAAUGACUGGAAUGGUAGAGGAUGGGCCUUCUUGGCUGGAUUCUUGUGUGGCUUUGGCAAUGGUCUGCAGUUUAUGGGUGGUCAAGCUGCUGGUUAUGCAGCAGCAGAUGCUGUGCAGGCGCUUCCACUCGUGAGCACGUUUUGGGGAAUCCUUCUAUUUGGAGAAUACCGUAGAUCGUCCAAGAAAACAUAUGCUUUGCUAAUCAGCAUGUUGUUAAUGUUCAUGGUGGCUGUUGGGGUCCUAAUGGCUUCGUCAGGACAUAGAACUGAAAGUUGAUAUUGCAAAAGCGUAGAAGAACUGUACAAAAUGAAAGCACAUCUUCAAAACUCACAAGGAAAUUAUCACAGCCUUAGAUACCAUACUAAAACAAAAGCAUCAUGAUAGUUGUAGAAUGAUUCAGUAAUAGAAGGCAAUCACUGUUGUUCAAAAUGUGGAAAUUGUUCCUCUGUAGAAUGUAAUAAUAUUUCAGAAACUUUGUGUAAUAAAGUAUACAGUUUUCACAGAAAUGGGAUUGGUUUUCUGUCUCGGAAUGAAAGAGAUCUGGCUUGUAA